Molecule: messenger RNA, 222 nt
Organism: Amoebophrya sp. A120
Lineage: Eukaryota; Dinophyceae; Syndiniales; Amoebophryaceae
Source: the annotation of a GenBank genome assembly
AUGUGGACGCAGUUCUGGGGAAAAAUUUUUGGCGAGCCGCGCCCCGAACCAAGUCAGGCCACCAAAAGCACGAACAGCUUCCGCAAAUGCGCGGAAAGGCUGGAGCAAGAACCGCGGCAACAGUGGUGCCAGGGGCUUGACGCCGUCCCAAGUGAAGCGGAGAUUUGUGAUGCGUUGCGGGGUCUUAAGGCCGGCAAGUCCUUCGCUGGGGUAGCACCUGUA